Leucoraja erinaceus (little skate) is the source of this 5721-nucleotide messenger RNA. RefSeq names its product ras responsive element binding protein 1a (gene rreb1a). The record is from RefSeq and is a predicted model, not a curated record. Gene Ontology annotation, cellular component: nucleus. Gene Ontology annotation, molecular function: RNA polymerase II cis-regulatory region sequence-specific DNA binding; DNA-binding transcription activator activity, RNA polymerase II-specific. Gene Ontology annotation, biological process: regulation of transcription by RNA polymerase II. Lineage: Eukaryota; Metazoa; Chordata; Chondrichthyes; Rajiformes; Rajidae.
CCCCAACCCCGGACCUUCUCUGGUCUCCAUCCUUAUCUCAAGCCUGCUGUGGACAUCGUCUCAUCUCUACUGCUAACAAUUCACCUCCCCCGCCCCCGCCCCCCUCGCCCACCACAGGCAAGAUCCAUGGAGAACUCACCAAGGUUUUAAGAUGAUCCCAAUACGCAUCAACUGUGGCGGACAGUGGCUCAGAGGAGAAGGUCGGUGAGAGUCGGUCAUCUUGUGCGGAGCUAACAUCGUCACCCGAUGGGAGUGGCGAGCAGGAGGCCGAGGGUGAUGUCCAACCUCAAGCCCCCAGAGAAGAUGGAGACGGUGAUAUGGAGGAGGUUCUGCCGGAGGAGAGGGGAGCGCCGAUGUUGCCGUGCCAGCCCAGUGGGGAUGACCUGUCCUCGGUCAACUCCAUGAUGUCGGCGGUGAUGGGUGUGGGGAGCCUGAGUGGGGAGGUGACAGGUGACAAGACCGCCAGCGACAGGAGCCCCCUCAAGGUCACCCCCUCCGCUCGCAAACCCAAACAGGAAACCAAAGAGGAGAUGUCUUCCUUCAUCUGUCCCUUGUGUGGAAAGGACUGUGGCACCCAGCACCUGCUCACCAUGCACAUCCGACAGCACAACAUGGACAGCGGCGGCAACAGCCAUUCGUGCAGCAUCUGCGGCAAGUCCCUGAGCUCGGCCAGCUCGCUGGACCGACACAUGCUGGUCCACUCCGGCGAGAGGCCCUACACCUGCUCCGUCUGCCAACAAGCCUUCACCACCAACGGCAACAUGCACAGACACAUGAAGAUCCAUGAGAAGGAGCCGUCCGUGACUGGAGCCGCCAGCCCGCCCUCCCCCAGUAAGAGGCGCAGACUGUCGGCCAAGAGGAAGCUGAGCCAGGAGGAAGGAGAGCCGGGGAAAGAGGAGUCACCCAGCAAAAAGGCCCAGGUUACGCGAGAGAGUGCCUCUGAAGCGGAGGAGGAGAGGAAGAGUGAAGAGGUCCUACAUUGUCCUGUGUGUCUGAAGACCUUCAUCUGCAAGUAUGGACUGGAGUCGCAUAUGGAGACCCAUCCGGACUCCAGCCUGAGGUGUGGUUUGUGUUGCAUCUGCUUCAAGAGCCAGCGAGGCUUGCUGCGGCACAAUGCUCUGGUCCACAGGCAGCUCCCCACUGACCCCAGUGGCCGCCCCUUCAUCCAGAACAACCUCACCAUCCCCGGCGGCUUCCACGACCUCGCCUUCAUCGACUUCUCCUGCCACAAGUUCCCCCUCAUCUCUCAGGUGUGGUCGGAGGUGAACCUACGCCGCUGCACCAGCCAGGUCCACCGCUUUGUGUGCGAGACGUGUAACAAGGCGUUCCCCAUGUCGGACGCGCUGGUCCUGCACAUGCACACGCACCGCGCUGCCGCCACCACCGCCGGGGACGAGCCCGCCCGAUGGCCGGAUUCCGAGCAGGCCUCCUUCAUGGCGGCGCUGGGGCUGCAGCGUGCCGGCGCGGCACGGCCGGUGAUGCGGACGGACACGGAUCUGGGCCACGUGUGGGUGGACAGUCCCCACUGGAAGCUCCACCAGGACUCCACCGCCAGGGAGCAGCCCGGUCUCAACAGCGCCCCGCUCUCCACACUCGCCCCUCCCCGGGGCAGGGACGCCAUGAAGGUCCUCUCGUUGGCAGCCCUGCCCAAAGGCUUCACCAUCCAACCAGACAGCAGCACGAAGGCGGUGAGGCCCGUGUCGGCCGACACCAUUGAGCUGGCCGACAUCCAGCAGAUCCUGCAGAUGGCCUCCUCCGCCCCCUCCCACAUCAGCCUGCCCCCCCUCUCCAAAGCCCCCUCCAUCCCCACCCAGUCCAUGUACCGCCAAAUGCCCCCCCUCAAGCCCAAGCCCCCGCCCUGCACCAUGGUGGUAGACGCCAUGCCCACCUCCCUGAUGAGCGCCCACCUGGCCUCGCCAGGCUGCCGGCCCUCCCUCCCCCUGCCCCACCCUCCCCCCCUGCGGCUGGUCAAGCUCUCGGCCGACUCGUCCCUGCGGCCCCAGGACCUCAAGCUGCGCCCGGCCAACGGCUCGCAGGCCUUUAUCCAGCCCAAGGCCGAGCCGCUGAGCCCGGUCGAGAUGAAGGCCCAGCAGGCGGAAGCCCGGAUGCCCAACGAGGUCAACGGGGCGGUCAAGCGGGAGCGGUUGGAGGGGGACUUCAAGGCCAUGGGCAUGGCGGUGGGCGGCAAGAAGGGGACGGCCUUGAAGAAAGUCCUGUACCCGUGCCGCUUCUGCGACCAGGUCUUUGCCUUCUCGGGGGUGCUGAAGGCCCACGUGCGCUCCCACCUGGGCAUCUCGCCCUACCAGUGCAACAUCUGCACGUACAUCGCGGCGGACAAGGCGGCCCUGAUCCGCCACCUGCGCACCCACAGCGGCGAGCGUCCCUUCAUCUGCAAGAUCUGCCACUACCCCUUCACCGUCAAGGCCAACUGCGAGCGGCACCUGCGCAAGAAGCACCUGAAGCUGAGCCGCAAGGAGAUCGAGAAGCACAUCGAGUACGCCGAGUGCCGGCCCAGCGCCCUGUCCGAGUCCUUCCGCUCGCCCGACACGGUGUGCAAGUACUGCGGGCAGGACCUCAAGUACUACCGGGCCCUGCGCCACCACCUGCGCACCCACAGCGGCUCCAAGCGCAAGCCCUUCGAGUGCCGCGAGUGCAGCGUGGGCUUCUCCACCAAGAACAACUGCGUGCGCCACCUGCUGCGGCAGCACACCCACGUGGAGGAGAAGGAGAUCGAGAACCAUGUGCGCUCCAUCGACUGCUUCCUGGGCGGCCUCCGCAACGGGGCCGACAACCCCUCCCCCGGCCUGGGCCCAGCCCCCCUCUCUCUACACGCAGCCCACAACGGCUACCACCGCGGCCCCACCAUCAAGCUGGAGCAGCCGGCCCACUUCUCCGAGGAGCCCCUGGACUUCUCCCGGAAGAUGCGGCCGUCGGACAGGUCCGCCCCCCCGCCCUACGAGGUCGGCGCCGAGCCCAUCGACCUCUCUGUGCCCAAGGGCAAGGGUCAGGCCAGGGGUCAGGAGGUCAGACAGCCCGCCGGGGGGAAUCCCGUGCUGGGCGGAGCCCCGUUGUUGGGCUUCCCCCUUCUCCCGGCCCCCGGCUCCCUCCUCCGGCCCCUCAAGCCCAAGCCCGCCCCUCCCCCCCUCCUGCCCAAGCCCCCUGUCCCCCUCAAAGAGCUGCCCCCACUGGCCUCCAUCGCCCAGAUCAUCUCCUCCGUCUCCACCGACCCCCCCGCCCUGCUGAUGAGGGAACGAGGGGGGGGAGCGGUGGGGCAGGGGGAGUGCGGACCCCGACCCAUCUCCCCCCCCCCGCCCCCCGUCCGGGGGAGGCAAGAGACGGCCCGCCCCGACCCCCCCCCCCUCCCCCUCUCUCUCACCCUCCCACCGCCUCUCCCUCUCCCCCACCCCCUCCCCGACCCGUCAGCUGGGCCGGUCCCCGAGAAGGCAGCGGCCCCCUUUCCCCUGUCCCUCCACCCCGCCGCGCGCAGCUCCCUGUUCGGGGCGCUGAGCGCGGCCAAGAGAAGGGUCAGGAGGAGGGGCAUCCGCUUCAAGAAGGUGCGCGGGGCGCUGACGGGGGCUGGGACGGGCCCGGUGCCCGGAGCGGAGGGAGAGUCCGGCUCGGAGUUCGCCAGCGUGGAGCGGAUGCUGGUCACCACCGACGCCAACCACUUCAGCCUCUACCUCCAGUCGGCCGAGACCAAGGGCGACCUGUCCCACCUCGAGCGGGACAAGCGGGCCGUGAAACUCAUCAAGGCCAAGAAAAACUCCUACUCCAACUCGGUCCAGAAGAUCACCUGCCCCUACUGCCCACGCCUCUUCCCCUGGGCCAGCUCGCUGCAGCGACACAUGCUCACACACACAGGUCAGAAGCCAUACCCCUGCCCCACAUGUGAGGCCUACUUUUCCACUAAGUCUAACUGUGAGCGUCACCUCUUGCGCAAACACGGUGUGGCGAACCGUUCUUUCCGGAGGAGUGUGCUGCUGCCCCGCUCCAAGCUGCCCGGCACCAAGCCCCUGGACUCCACAGGAGCCGACCCUGGACUUGAUGAACAGGAAGAUCCAGCCUCGACCCCGUCCGCCCCUCCCUGCGGCCCCCCCGGGUCUCUGGGGGAGGGGGUUGAGGGGGGGUGCGUGGGGCGUGAGCGUGAGGAGGGGGAUGAGGAGGAGGAGGAGGUGCAGAGCAACAAGAGCCUGGAUCUGGACCUGGCCAACAAGAUGCUGGACUUCAAGCUGGAGCCGGGCCCCGGGGCCCAGCCAGAGCCCAGGAGCACCUGCCCCACGUGCGGCAAGAGCUUCAAGUACGCCGCCACGCUGGCCCGCCACAGCAAGGCCCACGCCGGAGACCGGCGGCGCGAGCUGCGGCUGGCCGGCAAGCGGUGCCCGCGCCGAGGAGCCGAGCAGGAGCCCGCCAACCCCCAACGCGGCCCCUGCGCCGCCCAGCGCGGGGCCAACGCCAACGGCCAGCGCGGGGCCAACGCACAGCGACGGGGCCCCUCCGACCCCCAACGCGUGGGCCCCGCCGACCCACAACAAGGGCCGGAGCUGGGGGGCCCGGAGGAGGAAGGGGGGCCGGAGGAGGAAGUGGGGGGGCCGGAGGAGGAGGAGGAGCAGCGGCGGCGGGCCGAGGUCCCUGAGGAGAGGAGGAAGCUCCCGGCCGCGGGGCCCGGCGCAUCGAAGGCCGACAAGAGGAAGAAGGUUUGCAGCGUCUGCAACAAGAGGUUCUGGUCUCUGCAGGACUUGACACGGCACAUGCGGUCACACACAGGUGAGAGGCCGUACAAGUGCGUGACCUGCGAGCGCACCUUCACGCUGAAGCACAGCCUGGUCCGCCACCAGCGGAUCCACCAGAAGGAGAACACGGCGUCGCGCAAGGCAGCCGCCGCCGCCGCCACCACCCCCGCCACCGCCACCGCCGGCACCACCGACGACGAGGAGCCGUGGAGGAGCGACAGCGACGGCUCGGGCGAGGAGGAGAGCGAGGGGCCGAGCGGCCGCACGCCCUCCCCCUGCUCACCCCCGGCGCUGGACGGGGUGGAGGGGCCCGAGGUGGAGGAAGCGGGAGAGGAGAAGAAACCUCUGACUAUCUCAACGCCGGUUACGGUGUAACCCGCACUCUCCUUCACGGGAUAUCCCGGCACAGUGCUGUCCCCUCCUGUCCCCUACACCCCCCUUCCCUCCCUCUGCCCCCCACCCCCCCUCUACACUGGGGGGGGGGGGGGGGGGGGGGGGGAGAGAGAGAGUUCAAAGCUGGAGAACGCAGAAGGAAAAUCCAGUGAGCUUCACACAGACUGAAAUAUUUGUACCUUUAAAGUGCCUUACUACAUAAUGACCAUGCACGCCAGGUGAACGGACCCACCCUGGCGCAGACCGCGCGCGGGCUUACGAGCAACAACUCUGUGGAGUAUUUAAAACUUCCUGUACAAUAGAAACAUUUUUAAAAAGAGAGACGCGACUUGUUCGAGGGGCAUCGGCCGCUCCCGCCGUCAAAAUAACUACAGAUGGACAUCGAUCUACAGGCAGCAACUACUGAACCGUCUUCCGUCAACGACUUUGCCGCCAACACUGACAAUCUUUCGGGGGGGGGGGGGGGGGACAACUACUUUUUUGGGGGGUUGUAGAAUGAAUUUUGGGCACAAAGUCGCCAUCUCAGCGAUUCCCUGCGGUUUUGGGGAAAGCCAGUCGGCGUCUGGUCCUGGUCUGGUCAGCUCUGGUCUGGACCUGG